This is a messenger RNA of Talpa occidentalis (Iberian mole), 1133 nucleotides long. RefSeq names its product ATP6V1F neighbor (gene SPMIP1). The coding region runs from base 456 to 986 and encodes 176 amino acids. The transcript has 2 exons. NCBI's taxonomy places the organism in Eukaryota, Metazoa, Chordata, Mammalia, Eulipotyphla, Talpidae. The record is from RefSeq and is a predicted model, not a curated record.
AUUAGAAAAGGUUCUGCCAGAAGACCCAGGAACAGAAUAGGUAGACCAGAAAGAUGGUGCCAGAACCCAGAAUCAGGGACUGGCCUGAAUCCAAGACCAGACUAGGAAAGGAAGGAGCCCAGGCCCUUGGCUCCCCCAUUUCAGUCUGCUUUGGGCUGGGAGGGCAUCUGACCCAAGGGACAGAAGCAGAUAGCACAGGAAACCAGGAAGCUUGAGAUUCGAGGCCGAGCCUGGAUCCUGGAAGAGGUUUGGGGAUCAACCUUAACCAAUAGGCCCCAGCUGGAGGCCGCCUCAGAAAGCAAGGUAUGAGGUCUGCUGAGGUAGAACCCUGGCCCUGUGUGAGGUGAGGCUUGGUUGCCAGGUGACUCCAUUGGCAGUCACCUGCUGUCAGAAGAACUCUGCUUGCUGUGUCCACCCUCAGCUACAGCUACCCUGGUGCCACUCCUCUUGCCACCAUGGCACGUCAACUCAACAUGGAUACUCUGCGGCAGAACUUCUGGAAGGAGGACUAUCUGAGGGAGAAGAUGUUGCGCUGUGAAUGGCACCGCAAGUAUAGCUCAAUGGUGAAGGCUAAGCAGAAGGCUAAGGCUUCAGCCCGUCUCCCCCUCAAACUGCCCACCUUGCACCCCAAAGCCCCACUCUCGCCCCCACCUGCCCCCAAAGCAGUACCAUCCAAGGGCCCCAGCCCUGUCCCGAAGGCUCCUAUUCAGGCAGAAAUGUACCCAGUCCCGUCUGCCACCCGGGCCCUACUGUAUGAAGGCAUCUCCCACGACAACCAGGGGCGCUACCAGUACCUCAACACCCGAAAACUGGACUUGCCAGAGAAGCGCUACAUCUUCCCCAUCACCACCAGCUUCACUUAUGGCUGGCAGCUGGGCCCCCCAGUGAAGCAAGAACUGGUCUCCUGCAAGAUGUGCCGCAUUGAAUCAUUCUUCCGCAAGAACGGGGCCUUCGAUUUUCUUGACCCCCGGGACCUGGCCCUCUGACCUGGGCCCAGGCAGUGGACUCAGGGAAAGGAAAAGAAAUAACAGGCCUCCCGGUGGGGUGAAGCCGUGGUGUGUGUCUCUGCCUCUGGCCCUCCCGGGCCCUGAGACUAUGAUCAGGACUUUUCCGAAACCACCUCUGACGUGCAC